AUGACAGAUCUUGGAGAGUUGCACUACUUUCUUAGGCUUGAGGUGAAGCAAGUUGAAGAUGGCAUCUUUGUGUCAAAGAAGAAAUAUGCUGCUAAUUUGCUUAAAAGGUUUAACAUUUUGGGUUGUAAAAUUGUAGCCACACUAAUGAAUUUAAAUGAAAAAUUGCAAGUUAAUGAUGGUACUGAACCAGCGGAUGCAAGGAGUUUUAGAAGUUUGGUUGGAGGCUUAAUCUACUUGAUUAAUACGCAGCCAGAUAUUUCUGUUAGAGUUAUUUCUAGGUUCAUGCAUUGUCCAUCAAAGCAUCAUUUUGGAGCUGAUAGAAGAAGCACAUCUAGUUAUGUUUUUAGUCUUGGAUCAACUAUUGUGUGCUGGAGUUCAAAGAAGCAAACAACAACAGCCUUGUCUUCAUCUGAAGCAGAAUAUACAGCUGCAAGUUCAUCAGCAUGUUAA
This is a messenger RNA of Hevea brasiliensis (rubber tree), 450 nucleotides long. RefSeq lists its product as uncharacterized. Lineage: Eukaryota; Viridiplantae; Streptophyta; Magnoliopsida; Malpighiales; Euphorbiaceae. Bases 1 to 450 code for a protein of 149 amino acids. The transcript has 2 exons. The record is from RefSeq and is a predicted model, not a curated record.